Molecule: messenger RNA, 933 nt
Organism: Phaedon cochleariae (mustard beetle)
Lineage: Eukaryota; Metazoa; Arthropoda; Insecta; Coleoptera; Chrysomelidae
Source: the annotation of a GenBank genome assembly
AUGGCUCCUGGGGACACCAAAACUAUUCCAAAUGGACUGAAAUUCGUCUUUGGUGGAUCAGCUGGGAUGGCGGCCACUCUGUUCGUCCAGCCUCUGGAUUUGGUCAAGAAUCGUAUGCAGCUGAGCGGCGUCGGCGGAAAACCCAAGGAAUACAAGACAUCUUUCCACGCCUUUCGAGGCAUCGUGGCCAAGGAAGGCAUGUUCGCCCUGUACAAUGGCAUCUCGGCCGGUCUGCUGAGACAGGCCACCUACACCACUGCCAGGCUGGGUAUGUAUACGUGGAUGUUUGAACAAAUGAGAUCUCCUGAUGGUAAACCUCCUAGUUUUGGUUUCAAAGCUGGAAUAGGGAUGUUAUCCGGAAUAUGCGGUGCAUUUGUCGGCACCCCGGCAGAAGUGGCGCUCAUAAGAAUGACAGCUGACGGCCGACUACCAGCCAACGAGCGACGAAACUACAGCAACGUGUUUAAUGCCUUGGUGAGGAUCUAUCGUGAGGAGGGGCUAUUAACAUUAUGGAGGGGUGCCGUACCAACCAUGGGUCGAGCCAUGGUGGUGAACGCUGCCCAAUUGGCCAGCUAUUCGCAAGCCAAACAGCUGAUCGUCGAGAACUUCAAAGUGAAUGAUGGAAUUUUCUUGCAUUUCGUUUCCUCCAUGAUUUCCGGUCUGAUAACGACUGCCGCUUCGAUGCCGGUCGACAUCGCUAAAACGAGGAUCCAAAAUAUGAAAACGGUAAACGGCAAACCGGAAUACUCCGGCCCGUUGGACGUGCUGAUGAAGAUAGUAAGAAAUGAGGGUGUUUUUGCCCUAUGGAAGGGCUUCCUGCCCUACUAUUUCCGCCUGGGGCCGCACACAGUGCUGACCUUCGUUUUCCUGGAGCAGAUGAACGCCGCCUAUUUCAAGUACAUGUACGGGGAGAGCGGAAGAAGGGCUUUGUAA